This is a messenger RNA of Vanessa atalanta (red admiral), 4948 nucleotides long. It is a transcript of the gene Setx, whose product is annotated as helicase sen1. Bases 167 to 4336 code for a protein of 1389 amino acids. Gene Ontology annotation, cellular component: nuclear body. The record is from RefSeq and is a predicted model, not a curated record. Gene Ontology annotation, biological process: termination of RNA polymerase II transcription. Lineage: Eukaryota; Metazoa; Arthropoda; Insecta; Lepidoptera; Nymphalidae. Gene Ontology annotation, molecular function: transcription termination site sequence-specific DNA binding; protein binding; helicase activity. The transcript is spliced from 16 exons.
AAUAAAAAGAGCGGUUCAUAUAUCUGUAAUGUUUUAAAUGCAUUGUGUAUGCAUAACAUAAAAGCAAAAAUUAUCACAGUUAGAAAAUAAAAUGAAUUGCAAAAUUUAUUGUUAAAUUGUGGGCUAGGGAUUUUUAUAUAGUUGCAUUAAAAUUGAGUAUAUAGUUAUGGCUAAGUGGAAGUUAUGCCGUCAACAAUUUGGAGAUGAGCAAUUUGAAUUCACUGAAGGUGAUGAAGUUAGGAUUGGCAGAGGAUUGGAUAACACAAUUACACUUUCAAGUAUAGUAAUAUCAAGAAAUCACUGCUUAAUAAAUGUCAAAAGAGAUGAAGUUACAAUCACAGAUCUUAAGAGUUCUAAUGGCAUAUAUGUUGGGCUUAAAAGGAUACCACCGAACAUUCCAUAUACAUUAUCUGAAGAUGACCUGAUAGGUUUUGGAUGGACAAUUGGAGCUCCAUUGGUAAAAAUCAUGGAUUCAGAAAAAUUUGUUUUUAAGUUGAUUAAGAUUGUAGCUUCUAUUGUUAGUCGUAUUCAUUUUCAAAGUAACAGCGAAGAAGACAUAGAAGUUGAUAGUUCCAUAUCAGAUACAAAAGAAUAUAAACCUGUAAUAAAGAAUGAGGAAUCACCGAAUACCAAAACAAUGUUACAAUUAAAACGUAAAUUAAAUGGUGACAGCAAGAUUAGUGACCUUAAAAAAGAACCAGAUGAUAAAUUUGAUGAUGAUAUAAUUAACAUUAUAUCUGACAGUGAUAAUGAACCAAAAGCACAAGAGUGUUUCAGUAAAAAAAUUAAACUUGAUCCUAUAAUAGAGGACUUAACUAAAGAUAAUAUAAAAACUGAAAAUGAAGACUUACAGUAUGAAGCAUUUAAUGUUAAACAAGAAUACUUGGGAUAUGAUGAUGAUGAACCAAUUCAGAUUGAUAGUGAUAGUGACAGUGAAUCUGAACAGUGGUUUUUACGGUUAUCACAGAGUUCACCUGGAAAACCAUUUACAAAAAUUGAGCAAAGUAGAACAGAUAAAUUGGAUACGAGCAUUGAAGAUAGUUCAUAUAGUCAAUUGGAUGACAUUAUAUUUAAUAAUAUUGAUAAAGAUAAUGAUGAAGAAGACUUUAUUGAUGAUAUCAUUACAAUACCGCCUCAGCUUCCAGAAAUACAACCUAUCACUGAAACAAAAGAAGUAGAAAGUGAAUUACCUUCUCCAAUUUCUUCAAAAGUAGAAAAAAUCAUUGAAAUAGACAUAGUUGAUGGAGUGAGCAUUGAAGAUAAUACUCAUGAACUAGAAGAAGCAGUUGUUCCUUUACAACAAUGUCCUCAAACAACAAUAAAAAAGGCUCAAAUGAUAGAACCUCUGGUUAAACCAAUAAGAAGAAAAUCACAUUAUCAUCCUACAGAAAGUAAAUCACGAAGCAAAUCAAAUGAUAAGAAAAAAUCCAAUAAACAUUCAUCAUCGUCUUCUUCGAAAAAAUCCAUAUCCAACUCACAAAAAGAAGAACGAAAAAAGAAACUCAAAGAAAUUGCAGACAAAGAAAAAGAAGCUGACGAUAAUAACAAAAAAAUUACAAAUAACACAAAUAAGGUUGUAAGUAAUGUUAAAGUUACUACUUCUAACCGAGGCGCGUUUUUAACAGAUGUCAUUAAGGCCACAGUAAAACCUAUGAAAAGAAGAAAUAGCCAAGAAAAAGAGAAGAUUAAGUCACUAACACAAGAAUCGAAAAUAAUAAAUGAACCCUUGCAUUCUCAAAAACUUGUAGACAAAAAUGAUGGCAAUGAAAAAUCUGAUACAAAUGAAUCAAUAACUUCAACUAAAACACCCAAAGAAAAACCUAAAGAGAGCAAGAAGAGUAAAUCACAAUCUAGUACUAAAACAUCCCCAAAAAGCAGUGAAUCAGACUACAGGAUUCCGGCUAGAAGCUUAAAACCUUUAAAUGAUAGUAAAGAAUCACAGUCUGGAAAGCCAGUAUCUAAGGUUGAGCCUCUUCCUCCUAAGAAGCCUGCAAAGCGUGUUCGUUUCUCGAACGCUGAACCUGUGGUACACUUGUUUCAAAUUGAACCUGGAAAUAAAAUGAAUAAAACAAAAUUAGUUAAAACGAGAUUGCUAGACGUUAGACAGAAGCCUAUAUUCUCUUUAGAAAAAAUAACUCUUAUGAAAAUCCUUCGUUGGAAUCCUCAAUGGUUAAAUGAACAAAUAAACACAGCAGAUCCACCUCCAAUUCUGGGUCACAAUAAUCCUCCUAUGGCCAUAUUUCACUCUUUUGACAGCCACAGACAAUAUAUAGGACUUGUCGGAGAUUUACUUCUAAUGGAAAUUUGGGAAUGUAUAACACAGGCAUAUAUGAGAAUACGAAAUCAAAACAAUGGACUCCCAUUAAGAAUUGAGUCAUUGCCGCCCGUACCUCCCCAAGAACGAUACUUUGAUUUAUUUAAUUUGAGUGUAAACAUUUCACUGCCAAAUUCAGAAAUGAAACAUUUACCGAGAGUGGGUGAAAUCAUGAUUGUCGAAUUUGGACCAGAAAAUGCAAAAAUAUGCAGAUUUUUUUUCGUUCAUAAUGUACGAUGUCUGCCGUCUCCGAAAAAUAGCAAAACUUUCAGCUUAUCUCUUUAUGCAACAUUUACUGAUAAAAUGAUGUACUUAAAAUCCGGUGAACUUGUGAUAGGGCGGAAUUUAGCGUAUAUUAAUAAUGAAUUAACGCUAUUUGAAGCUAUGGAAUAUUUAGCUGGCUCUCCCCUUAGUCAAGCAAUUCUUAGACCUCAAACCUGUCACUACCCAACAUACGACACUAUGAUGAAUAUGAAUACACAGUGGACAAAUACUUUAAACCCAAGCCAAAAAUUAGCAGUUAGUCGUUCUGUAUCCGCAGCACUCGGUGAUGAACCCAGCUUACAAAUGGUACAAGGACCACCAGGAACAGGGAAAUCGAGCGUUAUAUGUGCCAUUGUGAUGACUUACUUCUACAAUGCUAUGAACAAAAGACAUCCGGACCGCGGCAAAAUAUUAAUUUGUGCAACAAGUAACGCCGCCGUGGACGAACUAGUAAUCAGGUUGCUCAACAUUAGGCAAAGUUUACCAAAAGAGGAGCGGUUCCGCAUGGUGCGCGUGGGCCGGCUGGAGUCCAUGCACGCGCGCGCGCGCGACGUCAGCUCGCAGCAGCUCGCGCAGCGCGACCACGCGCGCGCGCGCGCCGACUGCGCGCCGCCCGGCCGCGACGAGGAGAUUUCGCACCUAGAAGCGAAGAUAAAUAUGUGGAAAACGCAAGCCCGAGACGCGAAGGACCCCGUGCGAGUAGCCUACUGCCAGGGAAAGGUGGCAAAUCUAGCUGAGAGGAUAAAUUUGUUGCGCGGCGGCGGCGGCGGGGGCGACGGGGAGGAGCUGCGGCCCGAGCGCCUGCUGCACGCCGAGCGCCGCAUCAUAGACUGCGCGCACAUCAUCGUCACCACGCUCGCCAGCGCGCACAACUACAAGAUGAAAGGUUUGAAAGGUCGCAUAGCUUUGUGCAUAGUGGAUGAAGCGGGACAAGCGAUCGAACCGGAGACGCUCAUUCCGCUGACGCUGGACGUAACUCGACUCACGCUUAUCGGAGACCCGCAGCAGUUGCCCGGUUUUAUCUGCUCACAGCGCGCCAAGCAGCACGGCCUGGGCGAGAGCCUGUUCUCGCGCCUGUCGUCGGGCAGCGCGGACGCGCGCGACGGGCCCGUGGUGCUGCUGGACCAGCAGUACCGCAUGCACCCCGCCAUCGCGGACUACCCCAACCGCGCCUUCUACGGCGGCCGAGUGCGCAGCGUGGCGCCGCCCCCGGCCAGCCUCGACCUGCCGCCCUACACCAUGCUCGCCAUCUCCAGCGGCGACAAGGGGCAGGUUCAGUCGGGCGCGAAUGAGAUGGAGGCGUGGGGCGUGGCGCGAGUGGCGGCGGCGCUGGCGGGCGGCGUGCGCGCGCGCAGGCUGUCGCUCGCAGUCAUCACCCCCUACAGCGCGCACCGCGACCUGCUGCGCUCCUGUCUGCGCGCGCUGCAGGACCCGUCGGAGAGCCCGGUGGAGGUGAACACGGUGGACAGCUUCCAGGGCCAGGAGCGCGACGUGGUGGUGGUGUCGCUGGCGCGCAGCCACGGCGUGGGGUUCCUCACCGACACGGGCCGCAUGAACGUCAUGCUGACGCGCGCGAGGCACGCGCUGCUCGUGUGUCUCAACCCGCUCGCCCUCGUGAGAAAUAAUCAAUGGCAGACACUAGUUGAUGACGCACGAAACAGAAGAGUUUACAAAACACUUCCAAACAAAAUAUGCCUACACGCGUCGGCUCGGUCAAUUUCCAGUGCAGAAGUUCUGAAUUAUGUUACAAGUCCGUAAAUGAGGCUGUUACUUUACUUACUUAAACCGUAAAUAAGGGACACGCCUCUUUACUAAAAUUUAGUGAUUUCUAAUCAAUUAAAUUAGUUUUAUGGCAUUUAUCUUUUACAACAUGCCACCAUAGCUUUACAUUUAUUUUAGUACUCGUCAGUAAUAGUAAGAUAAUAUAUAAUAAUACGCCAACAAUACCUUCCAGUAAGUUAGUAAUGUAAUAUUUGAACAUACCAUUUUAAAAUGCUUAACUAAUUCAGAACAAUAAUAUAACCAUACUUGUUUACAAAAAAAUAAUACCAAGUUAGACUCUAUGUAUAUUUUAUUAAAAACUAACCAGUAAUGCCUCAAGCAAUUCCAAUAACAUUUAGUUCUUCUCAUCUAGAAAAAAUAAUAAUGAUGCCUCGUUCCACUUCCCCUAAAAUUCCUAUAGUAUAGCCUAUUUUAAUCGAAGACAGAGAAACAUACCAAAACUGGGAUUGAUAUAUACCAUGCGAUUUACUGAUACUACUACAUCCUAAACUACAAUUAGUUCUUCAUUCAAAACAUUCCUUAAUGAAUGCUACAGAUAAUUUAAGAUCUCGACACAUGCACGUCAAUAAAUGAAACCUCAAUUCUAUA